This is a messenger RNA of Branchiostoma belcheri (Belcher's lancelet), 1622 nucleotides long. Its product is annotated as alpha-N-acetylneuraminide alpha-2,8-sialyltransferase-like. Gene Ontology annotation, biological process: N-glycan processing; oligosaccharide metabolic process. NCBI's taxonomy places the organism in Eukaryota, Metazoa, Chordata, Leptocardii, Amphioxiformes, Branchiostomatidae. Gene Ontology annotation, molecular function: alpha-N-acetylneuraminate alpha-2,8-sialyltransferase activity. The transcript has 10 exons. The record is from RefSeq and is a predicted model, not a curated record. Bases 73 to 1575 code for a protein of 500 amino acids.
CCUCCGUGCCGCCAUUAUGAAUGCCCAGAUCGUGUGACCUAUCCGGAGAUUUGAGAAUUUUUUUAAAUCCUAAUGAUAGUCAACAGUCGAAUGGGACUUAAACAGGCUACAGGUCGGCGAGUAUGGACGGCAGCUCCACCGUUCACGAUGGACCCCAGGAGACUGUUUUACGUACUGGUGGCUCUGAUGGCGGCCAUGAUGGUGUUCAUGUUCACCUACACCAUCCAAAUCAACAUCACCUACACCGACAACGUCAAAACUAGUCUGCUGCAGUCUCAGAAUCAGUUUAUAAGAAACAUAAAGGAAGUUCACGUACAAUCUCCGGACAUGGCUGCCCAUGGGUCUCCCAACGGUGUUCAUUGGUUUGUUAACGAAAUCAUCAAAAGAAGGGUCAAAGUUGACGAAAACGAGACCUUACUGCUGACGUUUCUCUUGGAUGCAAGAAAUCAGAACGUCUCUAUCGUGAACGUGACCAAAGUGGAUCCCAGUCCUGCCCGGCCGCCCAAACCCAGCAGUCGCCGCCGGAGACGCCGUCCGUCAAACUCCGCCCCUAAACCAGAACAGAACGUCUUUCCUCCACCAGACAGUGAAAGUCAGAACGUUACAAACAGCACCAAACCUAAGUACAAGCGGCUCUCCGACGAGGAGGAUUGGAACAACCUGCCUGAUUUUGCCAAGAACCUUCCUGACAAUGACCCGAACUUCAAGUUCAACUGGACAGGACUGAUAGAGUUCAGAGACCUGCUUGAGCGUGAGGUCCACAGUAGUGACCUGUUCAUCAUGACCAAGAGAAACACUCCGGUCAACUCCACCGUUAGGUACUUCGUGGACAAAAGUAAAUACCUCAUCACCGACGAACUCAACCGGAAAUUACCGAAGGAGUCGCCGUUUGCAGACAAGAGAUUUCGGAACUGCAGCAUUGUGGGUAGUGGAGGCAUCCUGUCCAACAGUAACUGUGGUAAACAGAUCGACUCAGCAAGGUUCAUUAUCAGGUUUAACGUGGCCCCAGUUAUGCCGGAGUAUCGUCAGGACAUCGGCUCCAGAACCAGUCUGGUCACCUGCAACGGAGACAGGCUCAGAGAAAAGUGGCGCAAGUUCAGUACAGACUACCACGUGCAAAGGUUCAUGGGGCAUCUGGACCAGUAUGAUCCGGAUGUGUACAUCUGGUCCCAGCCGUUUAUUAGCAGAAUGCACACCAACGCACUGUUACAGAUACAUGAUAUACUAAGAAUACACAAUAAAACCCAGAGGGCCAUCUACAACCGGCCGGAACACCAGGGUCUGGCCAGGUCCUUCUGGAGACGACAGGGGGUGUAUGAGAUGAACUUAACCUCAGGUCUGUUGAUGGUGACCACGGCUAUCGCCCUGUGUGACGAGGUGUACAUCUACGGGUUCUGGCCGUGGUUAGUGGACAAGAACAACAGCACCAUCCGGUAUCACUACGCGCACAGGGGGAUCAAAACAGGCCUCAGUAACAGGUGGCACCACAUCGACAGGGAGUUCGAAAAACUAACGGAACUACACCAUAAAGGACUGAUCAAAUUAGUCACAGGGAAAUGCCAGGAAAAGACGUGAACAUAUCUUUUUGGGUCGUGUGGCGUAACCAAGAGGUCCCGAGUUCA